GAUAUUUAUUCAUUAUUAUUGGUUUUGCAUUUUGGCUAUUGUAUUCAUUGUAAUAAAUAAUAAAAUCGACAGUUUAGCCUUUUCUGAAUCAAUAUAUAAAUGUUCGUUUUUCCACGAUCAUGGUUCGAAUUUGAAUCUUGUGUUACAGAACUUUUCUGAUGACGGGAAAUGUGGUGAAAGUAAUUGGCGAGCUGCUGGAAAUAAAGGAAAACGAAAGAGUCGUCUAGACGAAACAGGACUGGAAAUUGCAGGUUGCCGGCAUGCAAUUGCUCAGUGGGCUGUAAACAUGUUUCGCGGAGAGAUUUAUGGCUACUCUAAUUACAUCCAUGUUCACAAAAUGAUUCCAAACAAUGUUAAAUACAUUUGGCAAGAUAUCAUAUGUAAAUAUUGGAAGUGGGCAGUGAAGGCAUCAAAGUCGGAUGAGUCAAAUGCUCACGAAAUAAAACCUGCUUUAUCUGUGAUGCAUGCCAAAGCACAUAAUUGGACAUGCCAGGUAUUGUGGGGAGGACGGUGGCAAAAAAGGUUCUGCAUAUUCCACAGGAGAGGAAGUUGAGCAGAUUAAUAGUUACCUUUCGAGACUGGCCAACACUACAAAGUACAUGUUACCCGAGUCAAGAGAAGAACUCAUAACUGAACAUGCUCUUGCGUGGAAUAAACGGAAAAUAUGUGAUCUGUCCAGCUCCCUCUGCAAGAGAUAUGCAAAGUAUAUAGAAGCUCAAGAAAAUACAAGGAAAGAACUUGAUGAAAUGGUUUCUGGCGUAAAUCUCUCCGAACCACGUUGA
Molecule: messenger RNA, 782 nt
Organism: Xenia sp. Carnegie-2017
Lineage: Eukaryota; Metazoa; Cnidaria; Anthozoa; Malacalcyonacea; Xeniidae
Exons: 4
Coding region: 465-782 (105 amino acids)
Source: RefSeq, a predicted model, not a curated record